ACCCCUCAACUUCAAAGAGUCACAAAUCACCCUUAAUCAAAAAGGGUGCAGAAAUUUUUUUUGGGCCCUCCCCGCCAUGAGCUCCUACGUAGCCAAUUCAUUCUAUAAGCAGAGCCCCAAUAUCCCUGCCUAUAACAUGCAAACUUGUGGGAACUAUGGAUCGGCCUCAGAGGUGCAGGCAUCCAGGUACUGCUACGGCGGAUUGGACUUAAGCAUCACUUUCCCACCGCCUGCGCCUUCCAACUCUCUCCACGGGGUAGACAUGGCUGCCAACCCCCGGGCUCACCCCGACCGCCCCGCCUGCAGCGCCGCGGCCGCUCCGGGACACGCUCUGGGCAGAGAUGAAGCGGCUCCUCUGAACCCCGGGAUGUACAGUCAGAAGGCGGCUCGCCCAGCGCUGGAGGAGCGAGCUAAGAGCAGUGGGGAGAUCAAAGAGGAGCAGGCGCAGACAGGGCAGCCCGCCGGACUGAGCCAGCCACCGGCCCCGCCACAGAUUUACCCGUGGAUGACCAAACUGCACAUGAGCCACGAGACGGACGGCAAGCGGUCCCGAACCAGUUACACGCGCUACCAGACUCUGGAACUGGAAAAAGAAUUCCACUUUAACCGAUACCUCACUCGCCGCAGGCGCAUAGAGAUCGCCAACAACUUGUGUCUCAACGAGAGACAGAUCAAGAUCUGGUUCCAGAACCGCAGGAUGAAGUGGAAGAAAGAUUCCAAAAUGAAAAGCAAAGAGGCUCUUUAGAGGCAGCGCGGAGGCCCGCAGAGAGCACCCCAGCCCGCUCGGGUCCUGCGCCUUUCCUUUUCGGUUUUCCUCUCUGUAUAUCUUGGGGCACGGGCGGGGCCGGAGCACAGGCUCCCAGGCCGCACAGACAAAAGCGCUUUCCCUUGACAUUCCGCAUCCCCUCGACCCCAGGUCCCCAGAGGGCUGCCCGCGCUGCCCGGACGCCCCUCAGUUCUGCUCAGCACCCAAGUCCCAGGGCAAGCUCCGCAGGGGUUCCCCAGAGGGCUGUGGCCUACGGGCUGGUGCUGAACGAACCUGGCCUGGGCCGCCUCUCAGGCUCCCGGCCCCAGUGUGGUCGCGGGAAUUAAGGUGGGCCCUGCGGGUGCCGCAGACCCGGUGCCCCGACACUUCGGCCUCGCCCUCUCCUUUGUUCCCCGGCUUAGGCUGGCCAGGCAGCUGCGGGCUGGCGAGAGAGUGGUUGUGCCUGGUGGAGUCCCGCGGCAGACUUGGGGUGCUUCGUUGUAGCGACUAAACUCUAUGUUCAUUUUUUGAUGAUUUGCAUAUAAAAGGGGGGAUGACUGAACCGCGGCCUAGGGCCCCCUCGGUUGCCCUAGCUUUCCAACCUUCUCCCUCCACCCCAAAGCCUGGGAACCUCUCCAGCCUGCACCCUCUGCAUGCCCACUCAGGCCCCCAGCCUCAGAACACUAACUAGCUCAACUAUUGAGCUCAACUAUCCCAACGGAGGUCCCCUGCCACUGGACCCCAGCAAAUGGUCCUAGAGGUUUCUGGCUGCCCACUAGUCCCUGCCAUGACUUUCUGUGCCCUCCUGCCCCAUCGCUGUUAUCCAACUAUUUAUUGACUCCAGGGCUUUCCUGAAACUAUAUUUUGUCAUAUCAAAUAAAGACAGAGAACAGGACUA
Messenger RNA from Ceratotherium simum simum (southern white rhinoceros), 1643 nucleotides. RefSeq names its product homeobox C5 (gene HOXC5). The record is from RefSeq and is a predicted model, not a curated record. Gene Ontology annotation, biological process: anterior/posterior pattern specification; positive regulation of transcription by RNA polymerase II; embryonic skeletal system morphogenesis. Gene Ontology annotation, molecular function: DNA-binding transcription factor activity, RNA polymerase II-specific; RNA polymerase II cis-regulatory region sequence-specific DNA binding. Gene Ontology annotation, cellular component: nucleoplasm; nucleus. Lineage: Eukaryota; Metazoa; Chordata; Mammalia; Perissodactyla; Rhinocerotidae.